Molecule: messenger RNA, 2649 nt
Organism: Rhineura floridana
Lineage: Eukaryota; Metazoa; Chordata; Lepidosauria; Squamata; Rhineuridae
Exons: 2
Coding region: 512-1909 (465 amino acids)
Source: RefSeq, a predicted model, not a curated record
UGCGAGAAAUGCAGGCUGGAAGCGCGGAGCCUUCUUUGUGCGCAGCGAUGUUGGCGAGCGGGGUUGCAAGGGGGGAGCCUGGAGACAAAGACCAGGCUCCGGGAACUGUGGAAAGCUGCCGGAUCCACUAAGACGGUACCCCUUGAGGACCAGGUGCAUCCAUACAACCCUGGGGACUUUGUUUGGGCAAAGAAAUUCGUGAGGGGCGAUUCCUUGCAGCCAAGAUACACGGGACCACAUCAAGUCCUGUUGACUACACAAGCUGCUGUUUUCCUAGAAGGAUGAAAGUCGUGGAUACACCAUUCCCACGUAAAGCCAGCUGUAGUAGCGACACCGCCACCACCCCAGGUCCCCAAGAUACGGUUGCAGAGGAACGAAGAAACCGGCCAGUGACAGGCGGCACAAUUCCCGUUCCAGAACGCGGACAUUGAAUAAGACAUCAACACAGAAAUGCUCCAACAAACAGAAAGGAUGUCUAUUUACUUAUGGGGGAUGGCUGUGUUAGCUCGAUAUGCCUUACCCCUUUGCUGCCCCCCCAAACGUGAAGAUAUGUAAUGAUAAUGAUUAUUACUACCUGAAAGACUUUGGACGAACAAUCCCAAAAACACGGGAUUGCCCAGACCCUUUUCUUUACGAUGUAAAUCAGAUAAAGGAAGGGAUAGUGAAGGCUGACAUAGCGGGACGGUUGUGUCAUAAAACAGCCGUUAUCUUGCAACAUAAUUAUACUGGCCGCUGGGUAACGCAUUGCACCCAGGCUGAAAUCGAAUGGCCUAUUAGACUUGCACUUCGAUGCUGGCAAUAUCGACAUAUGCCUAAUUACGGCUGCCCUCCAGAGGUAGACAUAACAUCUAUAAGUUCAGAAUAUAACAUGCUUACUUUCCAGGUUAAAUAUGGAACAACCCAGCCCAAGAUGACAGAAAGACCAAAGUUUUGUGUAGGUAUUGGAGAACCAUCAUGUUAUGCAUGGCUAAAAGAUAAACUGGGCGCUCAGAAACCCAUACAAGACAAGGUGACACAAGCUACACAAACCAGGAAAACACGGGGCGGGUUCAAACAUAGAAACACUAAAAGAGGCGAUGGGUGGGACGGAAAUACUUUUGUUGCCUUAAUGGAAGAAACAGCUCCGGAAAAGGGCACCUGUUAUGUUUGUGCACACACCCCACCGCACGGACAGGCGGGAGUCCCCUUGACGGGGGCCCCAUUGCCGUUAAAUGACUAUCUCUCCUUCGCCUCACAUUCCAGCUCACAGGAACUAGAAGGGGGGUUGGUUCUUAGUGGGCCCAUCGCUAGAUCAGUAUGCGUAGGCAGCGGAAGCCAGCCAGCGGGAGGGAUGUUAUGCGAUGGCUUAAUUUACUCUACAAAACCAGGUAAUUGGUCUUUUAUAAAUGAAACACGAAAAGCAGCGGGUUUAACGUGGCUUUCUAUUUGGCAGCAUUUGCUACACCUGACUUUUGCGGACCACCAUUUAGUACCUUUCCUUACAGAUCUAGUGGAUCAUCAAACCCCAGCUGGACUCUGGUGGCUUUGUGGGCACUCAGCGGUAAGGAAAUUACCAGUAACGGGCUCCUGGACCUGUACUUUGGGAAGGGUAGUUCCAGGACUCCGGGUUUCCUCCACAUUGCCUACUCUGCGUCGCCGUAACAAAAGAAGCGCAGGGGAGGCAGUGCUGAGAGGUUUCUUUCCACAGUAUGGCGCAGCCAAAACAUACCAGGAGCUCAUAGAAUUGUCUCAAGCUUUUGAGCGUUUUAUGAAUGAUUCGGCCAUUGCCUUUUCGGAUCUCACCAACGAACAAGGGCAAAUUAGAACUGUAGUUCUCCUGAACCGACUCACAAUGUCCCUUUUCAAAAAAACCACAGCCAACUUACAUGGAAUUGGCUUUGAGACUGGCUUGGCAAUCCAAACAAGGUGAUGCAGCUACCUGAGAGACUAACUAGUCUCUCAGGGCUGAAAGGGGGGAUUGUUGUGUACAAAUUGAAACCCCUGUGUUAAUAAAACUAUAAUUCACUGGUCUUACCUAAACCAGCUUAGGCUUCAUGAGAAAUAGAACCAGAGUGGCAUUUAUCUGACUUUCGGUAUAAAAUGUAGAUUUAUUUCCUUGUGACCUGACCCUUACCGACAUUCCAGUGGCUCACAUAAUAAAAGCCGGAUUACGCUGAAGACUCCCCUACUAUGCAUUUCAUACCGUAUAUAUGCUUAUGGCUUUGCUUAUUACUGUCAAAAUGUUUCACACAGAAAUGUCAAAGGCUGCUUUAUUGUCCCUCAUAGCUCUCGAGUUGUAUCCCUCCCUUUUGAUAUGCAAGACGAAAUAAUACCAUGUCUGUGUUUAAGUUAGAGGGCGCCCGGUUGCAAUUGAACCUCCUCUUCCCAUGCGCCUUUGUCCGUUCCUGCAUAGUGCUUAUCUCAAGGACAUGUGAAAUAUGUAGACAAGUUGACAGUGCAAUGUUUCCACUUUGUUCUUCUCCUGUACCCCUUUUUGUUUCUCACAUACGUCCUAAAGCUAGGGCAGUUAGCAAUUGUUUCUUUAUGUUUUAUGACGUGAACAUGAUACUGUAAACUUCGGGGUAAACCUAUAUAAACCCCCAUCUAUCAAUAAACGCUGUUCCCAUGCUCACCUGCUUUGGCUUGUAAGUAUUGGGUCCCCUUUGCAAA